Messenger RNA from Penicillium waksmanii, 672 nucleotides. RefSeq lists its product as uncharacterized. The transcript has 2 exons. The record is from RefSeq and is a predicted model, not a curated record. The coding region runs from base 1 to 672 and encodes 223 amino acids. NCBI's taxonomy places the organism in Eukaryota, Fungi, Ascomycota, Eurotiomycetes, Eurotiales, Aspergillaceae.
AUGGAAGAACAUCAAAAAGACUACGCGUCUGUCCCUUCUGCGCCCAUCUCCCAUAACCAGAGAGAAACUUGCGAGGGCAGUUUCCAGCGCAAUACUUUUGUUCUCGUUGAGAAGCUCUUAUUUCAACAGAAAGAAUCUCGUCACUACCAAGCUCGACUUGAACAUCGAAUUAGCGAUGAAUGUGCGGCGCACGAGAGGCUCCGAAGCUAUUGCCUACAAUUGGAACGAUCUAUUCCUAUGUAUGAACAUGCGAAAUCACAAGCCGAGGCAUCCUUGCGCUGUGCUGCAAGCAACUGCCAAACGCUAGGACGUGAUCUAGAGGACGAGAGAAAGAAAGUACAGCAAAUGGAGAAUCUCAUACACAUGAGCCCCGCAGUAGAUGAAUUACUUCGUCUACUGAACCAUGGUGGCGCAGGCACUCAACAUGACUUUGCACUGCUCCAUCGGGAGAAUGUUGGACAGCGAGAAGUCAUAGAGCAUCUCCAAACUGCUUUGAGAGCUCGCGAAGAGACAGCGGAGGCAAUGAGCACGGCCUUGGAAGAAGCUUCAACUGCGCUGUCUCAAACUCAGCAGCAUGGAGACUUUUACAAUGAUUUCAUCAAAGACUACGAUGAUGAUGAUUCUGUGACUAUUGUCACCAAUAGCCAACCACCAUUUGUCCCUACUAGUUAG